GAGAAUAACCAAUCAGAUACCUGCUUUAGUGUCUAUCCCGCCUUUUCAGUGUUUCCUACUCAGCGGUCGUGGUGCUAGUUUACCUCAUACAACGAACUACUGAAGGGACCAUUCGCGGCAAUAACAUUAUAAUACAAACUCAGGAAUACUAUCAGUAGUGGGAUUUUUUUUAUAAAGGCAAUUUUACAAGUUAUUAUCGUGUAUUUGUAUCGGGCGGAUUCCGAGGUCGUCUUGUUCCUGGCUCUGUUAGCCGGCUAAUCUCCAGCGAGCGACAAAAUGGCUGAAUCGGACAAAUUAAACAUCGAUUCGAUCAUCCAGCGCCUUUUGGAGGUGAAGGGCUCAAGACCUGGUAAAAAUGUUCAGUUAACUGAGAAUGAGAUUCGUGGAUUGUGUCUAAAAUCUCGGGAAAUCUUCCUUAGCCAGCCGAUACUGUUGGAGCUGGAGGCACCACUCAAGAUUUGUGGUGAUGUUCAUGGUCAGUACUAUGACCUGCUCAGGCUUUUUGAGUAUGGAGGAUAUCCUCCAGAGAGUAACUACCUGUUUCUGGGAGAUUAUGUAGACAGAGGCAAGCAGUCACUGGAGACCAUCUGCCUGCUGCUUGCCUACAAGGUCAAAUAUCCAGAGAACUUCUUUCUUCUCAGAGGAAACCAUGAAUGUGCCUCCAUCAACAGGAUAUAUGGAUUUUAUGAUGAAUGUAAAAGGCGGUAUAACAUCAAGCUUUGGAAGACAUUCACAGACUGUUUCAACUGCUUACCAGUAGCUGCUAUUGUGGAUGAAAAGAUUUUUUGUUGUCAUGGAGGUCUUUCUCCAGACCUGCAAUCUAUGGAACAGAUCCGCCGUGUGAUGAGGCCCACAGACGUUCCUGACCAGGGUUUGCUGUGUGAUCUGCUCUGGGCUGACCCCGAUAAAGAUGUCAUGGGCUGGGGAGAAAACGACCGUGGUGUCUCUUUCACCUUUGGGUCUGAUGUUGUGGCCAAGUUCCUCCAUAAACAUGACAUGGACCUCAUAUGCCGGGCCCACCAGGUGGUAGAGGAUGGCUAUGAGUUCUUUGCUAAGAGGCAGUUAGUCACACUUUUCUCUGCUCCUAACUACUGCGGAGAGUUUGACAACGCAGGUGCUAUGAUGAGUGUUGACGAGACCCUGAUGUGCUCAUUUCAGAUUCUGAAACCAGCGGAGAAGAAGAUGUCGUCGUAUGGUGGUGCAGGAGGUUUUGGAUCUGGUAGACCUGUAACUCCUCCACGAAACGCAGCCAAGGGCGGCAAAGCCAAGAAAUAACAUCAACUACUGCAACGCGCCUAUACAUCCUGUCCAUCAUUCUACCUCUCCUUUUCCUUCUCCUUUUCAACUCCAAACACCAAAUCAGUGCAGGGCUUUUUUUAGCUGUCUCCAUCAAGACGAGACUGCUGGGAAUCUGAGCGGUCAUAUAUGUGUGCUUGACUGAAAUGCCCUUGGUGAAGUGUGUUGGUUUGUAUGUGAAACAACAGUGUAUUUGUAGAAAAUUGUUGUGCGAGUUUGUGUGUGAGGGUUUUUUUUCUAUGGUAACUGCGCACCUUUUACUGCGUUUUUUAGCUGUUUUGGUUGAUUUUCCUUCGAAUACAUCUUCACGUCUUCAGCCAUAACGUCAUAAUCCUUUUUAGGUCAUUUAUUGCACCUACAACACCCUUCUCGUCAGACCAAGCCUCAGGGUCCAGCUUUUUAUCCCCUCUGUGGGGCAGACUUUUCCAUUCCCCUCUAAAGCAAUCUGAAUGGAGGUGAUUGUGCAAAUCACUGCCAGUCUCUUUAAUGUGAAGCUUUGUCCAAGUGCGUGUCUGUUUACAGUAGUUAUUGACGGCACCCUGAACAUUUUGACACAUACCUAUUUUGGCGUAUACUUUGCUUCUUCAAACUGCACACUCAGGUAGUAUUUAGCCUGGCCUGUGGAAAUGCUCUGUUUUGGCUUUUUUUUUUUUUUUUUUUUGUGGGGUGGGAUGGGGGUCAGUUGUAGGGUGUUUUUUUUUGUUUUGUUUUUGUUUUGUUUUUUUAGGUUAAAAUCAUGCACGAUGUGCAAAUAAUACCAGGUGUGAAUGUCUGCAAAGUGGGUGCCAUUGCUGUUUCAGUUUAAAAUGCAGAAAUGCACUGUUCACUGAGUGAUUGUGGCUCUGUUCUAAUUUGUAAACUGCAAAGCUCACUUUUUUUCUUGUUAAAAGGACUUUUUUUUUUCUUUUUCUUUUUUUUUAGUAGUAGUAGUCAUGAAUUUAGCCAAUAAAGUAAGAAUCUGGUGCAAA
This is a messenger RNA of Ctenopharyngodon idella (grass carp), 2264 nucleotides long. It is a transcript of the gene ppp1cab, whose product is annotated as protein phosphatase 1, catalytic subunit, alpha isozyme b. The coding region runs from base 277 to 1275 and encodes 332 amino acids. The transcript has 7 exons. The record is from RefSeq and is a predicted model, not a curated record. Gene Ontology annotation, cellular component: nucleus; cytoplasm. Gene Ontology annotation, molecular function: protein serine/threonine phosphatase activity. Lineage: Eukaryota; Metazoa; Chordata; Actinopteri; Cypriniformes; Xenocyprididae.